Molecule: messenger RNA, 1742 nt
Organism: Prorocentrum cordatum
Lineage: Eukaryota; Dinophyceae; Prorocentrales; Prorocentraceae
Source: the annotation of a GenBank genome assembly
CUCGUCCCUUCCCUCUCCGAAUUCUUGGCACUCCGCGUAUCCCCACCAGUUUUUUCCGUAGCCCCUUUGGCUCAAGCCAUCUUUUGAUCGAACGGUCCGCCCCGGCUCAAGACAGGAGGAGGAGGAGGGGAGGAGGGAGGAGGACAGGGCCCCCCCCCGUCCUGCGGCCCCAUGGGCGUGGCGGGCCCGCCCGGCGGCCCCGCUUUGGCGGCGAGGGCGCUCCAGGCGAGCUGCUGGCACGAGGGCUUCCACUACGAUUUCUGCUGCCCUGGCAGGGACCCCGCCUGCUUUGAUGCCGAGUUCACCUACGAGCGCUGCUGCGGCCCAGGGCGGCCACCGCGGCUGAACUUGUCGGAGGUGCCGGUGCUCGACCUGCCGUCGCCGCAGCUGCUCCGCCGCGGGGAGCUGCGGGGGGCCACGGUGGACCUGGUGGUGCGGACGUACUGGAAGGCCGCCGAGAUGGUGCAGCUACUGCUGCGCAGCGUCGAGUUCUACUGGCCGCUGGACUCUGGCAGGGUGCUCGUCAUCCUGGACGACUCGCCCAAGGACGCCGCCACGUGCGAGCUGCUGCCCUCGUGGGCCACGUGCAUACUGGAUCCGCGGCCGGAAGUGUACGGAGCCUUCUCGAACUUCACGAGGGCGCUGACCACGAGCCUGCCUGGCAUGUUGCGCAAGGAGAUGGCGCUGCUGGAGGCUGAUACCUACAGCAGCGCUGACUACAUCGCCGUGCUGGAUGCUGAUGUUGUUUUCGUGGCGUGUGGAGGUCCGGAGAUUUUGUUCGCUCGUGAGCCGCAGGGGGUGGUGCCCAUGCAGUACGGCAGAGCCAGCGGUGGGCCUUUCAGGAGCGUCGUGAAGGUGAUGGGCUUGCGGUGGGUUGCCGAGUUCAUGGACUCCUUCCCGCAGGUCUUCCACAGGAGGCACUUCGAGGCGUGCAGGCACUUCCUGAUAGACCGAUUCGCUCCUGGCGGCGCCCGCGACCGGGCGGCCUUCCACGCGGCCUUCCUGCGCUUGCAGCGCGAGGUCGGCGAGGUGAGUGGCGGCGCCGAGUUCCCGAGCUUCCACACCGUUCUCGGGGCCUACACGUACGAGUUCCACCAGCCGGAGUACGCCUGGGCGAUCCAGUACGGCUGGCUCACCGGCGUGCCCUGGCGGCACACCUGCCCGGGCUUGCGGAUCGUGUCGCACGUGAGCUACUCCAGCCGGACGUACGUGCCGCACCCCGUGCACGAGCUGGUGGAGGUCGAGAACCCGGCGACGGAGCGAUGGCAGAUGCGCCUCGGGCCCAAGGGCCACUGGCGCCUGUCGGACGGCGCCGACGGCACCGGCAGCGCAGGCGACCUGGGCAGCGUGAGGUACACCGCGAUCGCCCUGGACCUGAUGCUGAGCGGCGUCUGCGCCGUGGCCUGGCGCGGGGCCGGCGGCGGCGAGGCCCUGAAGGCGGAGGCGUGCGGCGGGGCCCCCAACAUGUCCCGGCUGGUGCUCAUGAACGGGUACAUGCGCACGUGGUGGGGGCACCACUCCCCGCACUGCGCCGGGCGGCGCCCCGAGCUCCUCCUCCAGGAGUACGGCGCCCUGCUCGCGGCCAGGUCCUUCGUGCUGUAGCCGCAUGGGGUCUGCGCCCCGCGAGCGCGCGCGGGGGCGGAAAACGAAUGCCGGGAGGCUCUAAUCAACGGAGUGGGCCGGCCUGGGCCAGGUCUGAAACCAAGAUUGAACAUUUUCACUGAUUUCGUCGCUGCCCUGAG